UUUUGCUCUUUGCUUUUCUUCACCCAUUUCACCUCAUAUUGGGUUUCCCUUUUCUUUCUUGAUUUCUUGCCUCGAAACACGACAAUGCGGACGUCGAAAAGAACAUUCCGGAUGUUCGUUGAGGAAGAACUGGGCGGAUUCCCGCAUUUCUUGGUCGGGGCCGUGCUCGAAUGGUUGCUAAUCGCUUCACUUUUCAUCGAUGGCUUCCUCGCAUUUCUCUCCAACAAAUUCGCCAUGAUCUUUGAACUAGACCCACCGUGCGUCCUCUGCACACGAAUCGAUCAGUCUCUUGCAAGUACCAACUCGAGUUCCUACUACAAUAACUCGAUAUGUGAAUCCCACAAGAAAGACAUAUCGUCCUUGGCUUACUGUCACGUGCAUAGAAAAUUGGGUGAUAUCAGGAGCAUGUGUGAGGUUUGUUUGCUCUCGUUUGCAAUGGAGAAAGAAUCGGAAGACGAUACCAAGAAACCCGUUGAACCAAAAGACGUUGAUGCCUCCAAAGACGGUGAACGCAAAAUGACACUGAAACCCGUGAAAACGGGAAAAGAGAACGAUAAUGAUAAGGUCAUAGAGAUGAGCAAGUGCUCGUGUUGUGGUGAUCCUUUCAAGACGAGAUAUUCUUCAAAAGUGUUUGUUAGGACUCCUUCGACCAUUCGUGCCUUAGCACCGAAUAUGUCUCCUAGAGCACCUUUUACGCCUGUAGGAUGGAGACAAGAUGACGGAAAGAAUACAGAUUUGUCGCACGUUAGAUAUACAGAGCUCAAGUUUAUAUCUGAUAACGAACCAUAUAUGCAUGAGGAUGACUAUGGACUGAACACGGAUUCCAAAAGUGAAGAAGACAUGAAAUCUGCAACAGCACCAUUGUUACAAGAUCAUGAAGAAGGGAACGAAGAAUCUUGCAAAACCCCAAGUGGUGGAAAAUUAAACAAGUUCUUUGGAUUACCACUUGCAGAUGCAAUUGCAAACAGUCCGAGAUUUGCCAAGAAAAAAAUCCCCGAUUUCGUUACUGAUACAACCCCAGACGAACCAGCCGACGGCGAUUCCGUUAUCCAUCACCUGAAAAGACAGCUUCGAGCGGACAAACGGCUGCUCAUGACCUUAUAUCAAGAGCUUAACGAAGAACGUAAUGCAUCGGCCGUUGCAGCCAACCAAUCGAUGGCAAUGAUCACACGGUUACAGGCUGAAAAGGCGUCGAUUGAAAUGGAGGCUUUGCAGUAUCAGAGAAUGAUGGAAGAACAAGCGGAGUAUGAUCAAGAUGCGAUUCAAGUUCUUAAAGAUAUGCUUGUGCAGAAGGAGAAGGAUAUUAAGUCUAUGGAAGCGGAACUCGAGGCUUAUAAAGAGAAAUACGGUGAAAUAAAGAAAGAAGAGAUGGAUGAAUUCAGGAAUAAAGAUGACGGUGGUUACCAGGAGACGAGGCCGCGAUCUUCAUUGUUAGGUGGUGAGAAGUUGGAGAUGGAGAGCCCAAGAAAACAGGAGGCUUUUGACAACGAAAGAUGUCAGCUUUUCGAUAUGUUGAAGAACCUGGAAUAUCUAGUACAAUUAUCAGAUGAAGAUAAAGAGAAAGACGAAGAGUAUAAGGCGAACCUGGAAAGAGAGAUGUCUCUAAUGAAAGAGAAGCUGAGUGCAAUUGAAGCAGACAGAAUUGGAUUCCUGAAGCAAGCUGCAACAGCACUCCAAAAGGGCGAUGAACGAGCCGAGCUUCUUACAGAGAUAGCUCAACAUCUUAAAAAACUGAGAGCAUAAACACAACCUAACCCUGAAGAUAUUACCAUC
This is a messenger RNA of Cynara cardunculus var. scolymus (artichoke), 1773 nucleotides long. Its product is annotated as probable myosin-binding protein 5. Bases 85 to 1743 code for a protein of 552 amino acids. The record is from RefSeq and is a predicted model, not a curated record. Gene Ontology annotation, molecular function: myosin binding. The transcript is spliced from 4 exons. Lineage: Eukaryota; Viridiplantae; Streptophyta; Magnoliopsida; Asterales; Asteraceae.